Messenger RNA from Rotaria sordida, 789 nucleotides. NCBI's taxonomy places the organism in Eukaryota, Metazoa, Rotifera, Eurotatoria, Philodinida, Philodinidae. The record is from the annotation of a GenBank genome assembly.
AUGUUUCGUAUUCGUCAGAUGAGAAAGUUACGUGUAACAAUGCCAGGUCGGACGAUUGAAAUCUAUACUAAGAUCAGUAUGCAUCGAGCUGGUAUUAAGAAACACUUUUUACCAAUGGAUGAUGAUAUGAAUGCAAAGCUUUGUUAUUGUGAAAAGGGCGUCGAAGUAGUAGGACAACCAAGUUUAGUAUUCAUACAUGGAUUCUCAUCUAGUAAAUCAACAUGGUUAUCUGUGAUCAAACAUAUUCCAGAUAGAUAUCAUUGUAUUGCCGUUGAUUUGCCUGGUCAUGGCGAAACUGUCGGUUUUAAUGAAGAAUAUUAUAUCGCUACAAAUGUUGUAGAUCUACUUAAACAGUUUUUUGACAGAUUGAAUUUCAUCGAACCGAUAUGUCUUGUUGGUGGAUCGAUGGGUGGUGCAAUUGCUGCGAUGUUUGCCAUGAAAUAUCCAUUCGAUGUAGGCAUGAUCUGUGUACUUUCUCCUCCUCCCGGAGAAGAAUACGAAACUGAUAUGGUCCAACAAUUACGUUUGGGGAAGUAUCAUGUAAUUUUACCUGAAACAUUUAAACAAUAUUAUGCUCUCAUGAAAAUAUUAUCAAAGAAAAAGAUUCCUUUCGCUCGAUCAUUGGCUAAAACAUACUUUAAAAUACAUUUACGCACGUUAAAUCAACAUAAAAGAAUCCUUCAAAUUGCCUUUGAAUAUGACUAUCCAAAUCUUGGAGAAAUCUAUAGACAAUUAAAAUAUCUAAUGUGUCCAACACUCAUCAUUUGGGGUCGUGAAGAUCAGGUAUGA